Hevea brasiliensis (rubber tree) is the source of this 786-nucleotide messenger RNA. Its product is annotated as B3 domain-containing protein At2g33720-like. The coding region runs from base 1 to 786 and encodes 261 amino acids. The record is from RefSeq and is a predicted model, not a curated record. Gene Ontology annotation, molecular function: DNA binding. The transcript has 2 exons. NCBI's taxonomy places the organism in Eukaryota, Viridiplantae, Streptophyta, Magnoliopsida, Malpighiales, Euphorbiaceae.
AUGAAAAGAAAAAGCAAGUACAGUCAUUUUGGGCAAAGGCAUAAGAAAGUAGAGCGAGAGCAAGGAUUAGAGAAAGAAAUGGAUCGCAUGGGCAAACAGGAAAAAAAGGAAGCCAGCAGAAAAUGUGAAACGCAGCAACAGUGUCAUCUUGGAUUCGAGAUCAGUUCAUCUGUUGACAAAAAGAAAUCCAUUCUCAGUGCCAUUGUUGUUUCAACUGAACUAAAACUAUUCGAUGAAACUUGGAUUGCUUAUGCCUCUGCAACUGCAAAAAGCAAGGAACCUGACGAUGAUGUAUCCAAAGAGUCCUCGGAUUCUGAACUGAUAACACUGGCUCGAAAUACUGAGAACGAGAUAAUUUGUAGUCCUGUAGAGGAGAGAAAAAAGAGGCUGAAGCAUCUUGUUUGGACAAAACUGGCACUUUCUGAUCCGUGGAAGAUUAAGAAGAGGUUAACUGGUAGUGAUCUUGGUAACCUUUGCAGACUUUUGGUGGCAUCAGUUUCAGUCAAGAAUCAUAUUUUGCCAUUUUUGAACAAUGAAACUGUUGAAGAGAUCAAAAGAGACGGUGCUCGAGUUCCUAUCUGGGAUUGCGAUACUAACACUGAGCAGCAUCUGGUUUUGAAGUACUGGCAAACAGCUAAGAGUUAUGCGUUCAUCAAUGGCUGGUUGAAUAAUUUUGUGAACAGAAGGAAUUUAGUUGAAGGAGACUUGAUUGGGAUUUACUGGGAUCAAUCAGAAGAUAUAUUCAAAUUUUCUGUUCUUGAGAAAGCUUCUGACGUCUAUUCAUGA